UCGGGGACUCUUUAGAGCAGAUAGGGCGGUGCUUCCGGGCAGAGCAGCGUCCGGGCAGAGCGGCGUCCGGGCAGAGCGGCGUCCGGGCACAGCGGCGUCCGGGCACAGCGUCUUCGGGCAGGACGGGAUACUGAAUAAUAUAAUACAUUUAAGAAAAAAUGGAUGAAGAACCUGAAAGAACUAAGCGAUGGGAAGGAGGCUAUGAAAGAACAUGGGAGAUUCUUAAAGAAGAUGAAUCAGGAUCACUUAAAGCUACAAUAGAAGACAUUCUCUUCAAAGCAAAGAGAAAAAGAGUAUUUGAGCACCAUGGACAAGUUCGACUUGGAAUGAUGCGCCAUCUUUAUGUGGUAAUAGAUGGAUCAAGAACAAUGGAAGACCAAGAUUUAAAGCCGAAUAGACUUACAUGUACUUUAAAGUUGUUGGAGUACUUCAUAGAGGAAUAUUUUGAUCAAAAUCCUAUUAGUCAGAUUGGAAUAAUUGUAACAAAGAGUAAAAGAGCUGAAAAACUGACAGAACUAUCAGGAAACCCUAGGAAACACAUAACAUCUUUGAAGAAAGCUAUAGAUAUGGCCUGCCAUGGAGAGCCAUCUCUUUAUAACUCUUUAAGCAUGGCUUUGCAAACUCUGAAACACAUGCCUGGACAUACAAGUAGAGAAGUACUAAUCAUCUUCAGCAGCCUCACAACUUGCGAUCCAUCUAAUAUCUAUGAUCUAAUCAAGACACUAAAGGCAGCUAAAAUUAGAGUGUCUGUUAUUGGAUUGUCUGCAGAGGUUCGGGUUUGCACUGUACUUGCUCGUGAAACUGGUGGCACAUACCAUGUUAUUUUAGAUGAAAGCCAUUACAAAGAAUUGCUAACACAUCAUGUUAGUCCUCCUCCUGCUAGCUCAAGUUCUGAAUGCUCACUUAUUCGAAUGGGAUUUCCUCAGCAUACCAUUGCUUCUCUGUCUGAUCAAGAUGCAAAACCCUCUUUCAGCAUGGCGCAUUUAGAUAGCAAUACUGAGCCAGGACUUACAUUAGGAGGCUAUUUUUGUCCACAGUGUCGAGCAAAGUACUGUGAGCUUCCUGUUGAAUGUAAAAUCUGUGGUCUUACUUUGGUUUCUGCUCCCCAUUUGGCACGAUCUUACCAUCAUUUGUUUCCUUUGGAUGCUUUUCAAGAAAUUUCCAACGAAGAACAUAAUGGAGAAAGAUAUUGUUAUGGAUGUCAGGGGGAAUUGAAAGACCAACAUGUCUAUGUUUGCCCUGUGUGCCAAAAUGUUUUCUGUGUGGACUGUGAUGUUUUUGUUCAUGACUCUCUCCACUGUUGUCCUGGCUGUAUUCAUAAUAUUCCUACUCCUUCAGGUAUUUGAUUCCAGCAUAUAGUACACAUUGUAUGUGUUAAAAACAAAGUUGCAACUGUAAAUAAAAUGAUUUUUUAGAAGAAGCUCCAGUUAAAACAUGAAAAAUAGUUCAAAAGGAACAUCUGAUUGAAGAACUUUUUGCUAAGAAAAUGUAGUAUUUUAUUGAAUUUUAAAAUCUGUAUCCUGUCACAGAAAUACCUGGAAUUCAAUAGUCCUUCUGUCAUAUAAUUUUGUUUUCUUUUAUUUUGCAUUAUAAUGUUUUCAGAGUUGUAAUGCUUUAUUGUAUUUGUUACUUAUAAUGAUUAAAUUAAUGUGAUAAUUUCAUUUUUUAUAAUUAAA
Molecule: messenger RNA, 1676 nt
Organism: Pteropus alecto (black flying fox)
Lineage: Eukaryota; Metazoa; Chordata; Mammalia; Chiroptera; Pteropodidae
Gene: GTF2H2
Product: general transcription factor IIH subunit 2
Exons: 16
Coding region: 159-1346 (395 amino acids)
Biological process (GO): nucleotide-excision repair; DNA-templated transcription; regulation of transcription by RNA polymerase II
Cellular component (GO): transcription factor TFIIH holo complex; transcription factor TFIIH core complex
Molecular function (GO): zinc ion binding
Source: RefSeq, a predicted model, not a curated record